GCAACAGGAAGAAAGACAGGAAGCAGUGUGGCAAGACGGUUGUACUGUUUGCUUAACUCUGACACGUGUUCACGAGCACAACACGAAGAACACGUGAAGUCGGCGGUUAUUACUACUACUUUAAGAUAUCAUGCUAGCUGCUGACCUGACCAUCUUCUCAUGUUCAGGGUAGAGUGUGUGUGUGUGUGUGUGUGAGCAGUCCGUCAUCACGUUGUGUCCAUGACGAAAGCGACCGUCGCCAAACUUUCCGUACUCAUCUUUCUAGCUUUCAUUGUGAGCCUACCAGAGUUCUUCCCCUCAGAAGUGUUACAGGUCCAGUUUCUUUGUGCACCUUUUGACCCUUGUGACCCUAACCGAGGGCCUGGCCAUUAUGACGGACAGGUCUAUGAGAUAUAUGACAACGCAGCUAUCACUCGGCCCCAGUGUGAGGCAAAAAACACAACCAAUCAGGACGAAGCAGUAAAGGAGUGGUUUGUGUGCGAGACUCCUGCUGACCUGUGGAGUCUCGGUGACUACGCCUCGAUCUCAGGAACAGACAUGGAGGUGAUCGUUACACUACAGAUCACAGCUCCUCAUCUCCUGCAGAAUGUGACUGUAAAUGGACAUUGUAACCACAGUGGACUUCACAUUGAAACCCAACGCAACAUCACGCUGUUGGGCUGCUGCUUCCAGAACGACGGCGCACAUCGAAAAAAAGACAAGACGCCACGAUCCAGCAGCUCAAAACAAAACUCAGUGCCUCACAAAGCAAACGCCUCAGAACCAGGCAUCUUCUCAGCGGGAUCACCUGACCUAACAUCUUCUGGAGGAAAAAACUCCAGUCCUAAUCCCACGCAACACUCGAACAGAAGCCGCUGCCUUUUUCACUUCAAGGACAUUGAAAGGAUGUCUUCGAAAACAGCGAGGCGCUGGAGUGUCUGUACCAUUGUGUGGUUGGUUCUGGUGCUAAUGGUGGUCAUAUUGGUCCUUCUGGGAGUCAGGGAUCAGGUCUUUAAGAACAGAUGCUGCAACAAAAAAAAGGUGAUACCGGUUCUACCCCCUGCCGAUCAGCCAAAGACGUUUUCCAAACGCAGAGUAAAAUCUUUAGGUGAUUUGCCUGAUGAUGUAUCAGCAUUGAGUAUAGAAGAUAAAGAACUGUUCUUGGAGAAGACGCCAUCAGAUUACUCAAGAGGUCAUGUAACAUCUCAUCAAAAAAGAGUGUCUUUGGCUUCCACCAAAACGUUUCUUCAGGUCUUUCAAGAAUCAUACAGGAGAGGCCUCUCUCCAAUUCCGGAGCUAUCUCUGACAGAUGUUUCACUGGGAGAAAAUGAAGAGGAAUAUGAUGAAGAAGCGAGGUCUGAUGGUGGAAUAACAGAAGAAGAGUGCGAGGUGUGUCUGGACAUCCCCCUAACACCAGCAAGCACACACUCCGAGAACUUCACUUUCCUGCAUCAUCGUAGCCACCCAUCUGUGGAAAACUCCCAUUAGUCAAAACGUCCAAGAGGAAGGGAUUAUAAAAAGAUGUCCAACACUUUAAUUCCAGUGCUAUUUUUUAACACACAUCACAUUAACUUCCCCUCACGGCUUAUCCUCAGACAUACGAGAACAUUAGAGGGCUCAUUAGGUGAUGAUGUUCGUUAUGAAGAUGUACAGUAUCACGGUCUUCGUAUUUGCUGGAAGGUCAAUGCAAGUCUAUAGAGAGACGAUAAGAUGAGCUGUAACUUGCUAUAUGUUUAACGUAUUCACACGUCAUUAUAAGCACACAUGCACAGCUAAUUCCAGCUAAUCAGCGAGACAAGAAAAAUAACCAGAAUUCUUUGAGUAACACAUUAAGUAAGUAAAUAACAAGCCUGCAAAUCAGAAUGACAUGAAAGGAAUUAAAGUUUAACAUACAGAUUCUGUUACAAUUAUUCUAGUUUGUCUUUGUUUACCUGGCCAGGGACUACAGGUGGAAAUUAGCUACUAGUUAAAAUUUUGUCCCUGACGAAUGAACUAAAAGAACAGAUUCAGCACUGAUCAAGUAACACGAUGCUAGUUAAAGCUAAACUAAUCUUAUACAACUAGGCUGUACUACACACCAAACAAAUUUAGCCGGAGAUACUCAGUCGCAAAGCCACGAAUUGAACAUUAGCAUAAGAACUGAGGUUCAGUCAGGGAGAAGCUAAACAGUAAUAAACAUGCUCACCUCAUCAGCUACCUAUAAAGUCUCUCAAAUGAAAACACACGUCUUGUCAGGGCUUCACAUUUGAAAAGUGGGGUUAAUAUCUCCCAUGGCCUCAGUAACACUUUAUGAGAACUGUGAAGUAAGUCUGGCUAACUAGCAAGAAUGUUAGCUAGUCCGUUUGCUAAUUUAGUGUGCUUAGUAGCUAGCAUUCAUUAGCUGGCUUUUUAACUAGCAAGCAGAUUAAGCAAUGAAGUUUGUACAGAUCCCAACAUUUUUUGUAAAGCUACUAAUAUCAAGUCCAGUAAGAUUUGUAAUAUAUUAGCUUGUGUGUAGAAUUAAAAAAAUUGUAUUUACCAUAUGUUGAAUUUAUCGAAGUACAAUAAGCGAUUGACUCUCACAUGCUGGAAUGAUAAAUCUUAGAAUCAGUCACAUUACAUUCAUUAUUAGUAAAAAUUUAAGUCGCAUCUUAAUGUUUUUCCCCCUUAAAUUUGUAAUUAAUGUAAAUAAUGUACGUAUGAAACGUAAGGAUGAAGAAAUUGUUUUAAAAGUUGGGUAGAAAGUGACAAAAAUUGACUUCAUGUUUGUCAAACUGUUAAAAAUGAUUCCUUAUUAUUUUGGAUAAAAAAAAUUUUUUUUUUAAAGUUCAGUACAUGGUUGUUUAUAUUUCUAAACAAUUUCAUCUGCCAUUUUUUGUGUUACAAAAGGAACUUAAAGAUGUGUUUCAACUCUCACCCAGACGAUCUCAACACGUGUUUAUCAUACCAUGGUCCACGCUAUAGAAUUUUAUACAAUGCUGCAGUUUUAGAGAUUUUGUGAUAUAUAAAUAAAAAUAAAAAGAGGAAUCGUGUUGAA
Molecule: messenger RNA, 2995 nt
Organism: Ictalurus punctatus (channel catfish)
Lineage: Eukaryota; Metazoa; Chordata; Actinopteri; Siluriformes; Ictaluridae
Exons: 12
Coding region: 220-1467 (415 amino acids)
Source: RefSeq, a predicted model, not a curated record